AUGGCUAAAAUAAAAAUUAAUGACAACACUAAACACCGGGGAGAAUAUGGAGACAUCAUUGGAUCACAUGCAUUGCUGGCUGCAGGCACUUUGGGCAGAGUGAGGAGCAGCGCGAACGUUCAGCCGCGGGUCCAAAAGGAAACCGGGGAUCCUGCCGCCGCCUGUGCAGCCACGGUCAGGGACACGUGGUGCCCACCUAUCCAAAUCCGGGUGGGGAGCCACGCGCGGGGAGGAGGCGCGGCGGCCAGGUGGGAUCUGGUAAGGAUUCAGCAGAAGCGCUGGUGGCAGCGGGCCCGGGAGGCGGGCUCCAAAGGUGUGCCACAAGCCCCGAAGCUCCGGCACCCUCCGUGUCCCCCUCACGAGAUACACCUGGGCACGCAGCCAGAGUGCUGGAGACAUUGGGGAAGCUGUGAGGCCUCAGCUGCAUGCAUACGGCCAAGUUUGUUGGACACCUUCGAGUCCCCAGGCCUGGUGAACUACACUGUGGGUGAACCACUGCCGCACGGUUAAAUUUGAGCCUGGGCCCCUGCAAACCUGUGAGUUCUGGUUUGCAGCUGCAGGCUGUGCAGGAAGAAGCAGCACCCACACUUCCUUGUCCCAGUCUCGCGCUUCAUGCUCUUCCUGGGCGCCAGGAGCAUCAUGAUGUACCAAUCCCACACCCACCCAGCUCUGCACAGCUUCUGCAGCAGGCGCAGGGUGCAGAGUUUCCACGCGUUAGUCUCUCACCCCAGAGUUUACAGCGUCGCCUCACACUUCCUGGACGCGGGCACGCACUGCCUGGACGCGAGCACCGUG
Delphinapterus leucas (beluga whale) is the source of this 795-nucleotide messenger RNA. Lineage: Eukaryota; Metazoa; Chordata; Mammalia; Artiodactyla; Monodontidae. The record is from RefSeq and is a predicted model, not a curated record.